GCAUCCCCUAAGCCUAAAAACAAGGCACUACCAACAAACUGCAAAAUUUCUCUUUCUCUCUCUCUCUAUGCUUUUUCAGAAAAAAAAUUUCAUGGCUAACACACACACACACAGUCCCUCUCUCUCUAGAAAAAUACCAUCUUUCUCUCUCUAAAAAACCAUAUCAUUGAGUCAUGACACUUAUCCUUUUCCUUCUUUUUUCUGUGCCUAUGUCUGCUAUAAGUUUUAUAGUAACUAUAUACUAUAUUAGUACUAUGUCUGUAUUAAAUAUAUUUAUCUUUUUCACUGUUCCUAUCUUCAGCAGAGGUCACAACUCACAAUGCAAAGAAUCAUCAGCCCACAAACAAAGGAAGAUGAGAGAAGAAAAACACACACACACACACACCAAAAAUCAACUCAAAAAUCAACUCUUUUUUCUUCUCUGUAAUGGCCCAGCUGGACCAAAAUUUAUAUAACCAAAGAGGAGAAGUAUUCAUAUGUCUUGUUAACUAAAAACCCACCUCAUAUACACACCAUUUAACCAUAAAGACACAAUCUUUCCAUAAAUACCCUUCUGCAACACCCCUAAAAAGAUCCAAUCUUUCAUCACUGUCUCUAAAAAAACAAAAACAGCAAUGUAUUACUACUACUAUAUUUUUCUUCUCCAUUUAUGUGGGCUUUUUGGGGUUUGUCUUUCUUUGUCAAGAACCUUCUUACCACCUCUCUCUUUUCCUUUCUUUCCUUAUUUACAACUCCUUUUCUUUGUUGUAUUAUUAUUGUUUUCUCACUUACACGCCUCUCUUUCCUCUCUUUUUUCUCUCUUCUGCCGCCUUGACUCUUCUUCAUAUUUUCCAAGAUCUGAUUUUUUUUGUGAUCUGAUGUCUAAGAAGAUGAAAAGGGUGUCUUUAGAAUCAUCAUCUUAUGGUGUUUUUGAAGAUUCAAAGUCUAGGUUGAAGCGUCAGAUACUAUUUCAGGACUAUCAGGAGCUCCACAAGGAAACUGAUGGCACGAGGCACAAAUUGGAGGAUUCAAAACUGAGGAAACUAAGAUUACUAGCUGAAGUUCGUUUCUUACGCCAGAGGCGCGCAUAUCUAUUGCAGUUGAAGUCCUUAAGUCGUCCACAAGGGCAACAGCUAGUACCAAUGCCAAAUCCAGAAACAUACGACAAAAACAGGUCGAAGGAUAAAGUCUACAGCAAAAAGAAGGCCAAGCUAAACAAACUGACCCCACUUCCUGGCCCAAAACAGAACGGAAGGAUACAGGUCGCUUCCAAGAAGACACCUGAUAUUCACGUGAGGCAAAAGCACAAAUUAGGUGGUGGAAAAGAUGAUGUUUUGCACAAUGCAGUUUUUGGGUUGAACCGUGAAGCAAGAGUAUAUAGUGAAAAGGAAGUUUCAUCCGGGAAAGGAGCUCCAGCCUAUGAUUUGAAGCAGAACGAGAGAUUUUACAUUGCGAACAAUGCUGACUUACGAAGGGGCAGCAAGCCUGCUUUUGAUUUAAAUAAUGACACUGGUCAUAGUGGCAAAGAAGCUGCUUUGCCUACUCGUGCACCAGUCUUCGACUUGAAUGAAAUCUCGACUUUCUAAUUUUUACAGAUGGGGGAAGAGGAAACACAAGCGAACUUUGAGCAGGUGCAGUUCGAGGAGCCAAAGAGAAGUCAUAUCCGAAACCAGAAUGAUGAUCAGCACAAUGAUUUGAAGUUAUUGGUUUGCAGAAAUGUUGGAGAAGGCACUUCUCAGGUGGGAAAGCGAAAAUUAUCAUGGCAAGACCCUGUUGCUUUGAGGGUUUGACCCAUCUUCCACUAUUCAGUUAAAUGUGGUAAGAAAAGUUUGAGCGAGCGCUGAGCAGUUAUUGAACCUGAACUGGCCUUACUAGGUCAAUUGUUCUGUUGACAUGUAGGCUUAUGCUUUUCCUUUUUGUGUAUAGGAAGUUCUUAUACAUGUAAUAUGUGCACACACUAUAUGUUGAUCGCGAGCAACGAGAUAUAGUCAGUAUAAUUCGUUCUCUACAUAAAAUAGCGUAUGUUGUUCAGAAGUUUUCUGUACAAGCAAGGGAUUUGGUCUUCUCUGUUUGUUGGAUUCCACAUUGAUGACAUGGGAACUCAACUUAGGUGUUCUUUGUUAUUCUUUCUCUUCUGCUACCUGGAAUAGUUUACUAAGUUCUUUUUGGAUUCUCAUCACCGUCGAGACGAGUUCUUCUAACAGGUUUCUUGAGAUUAGUUCUGAUACCACCUGGUGCAGGAAAAGAAGAAUGGGAUAUGAGGUAGAUGAAUUUGAGUGCCUAAGAUGGUAGUAAAGGGCAACCCGGUGCAGUAAGCUCCUGCUGUGCGCGGGGUCCAGGUACGGGCCGAACCACAAGGGUCUAUUAUACGCAACCUUACCCUACAUUUAUGCAAGAGGUUGUUUCCACUGCUCGAACUCGUGACCUCCUGGUCAUAUGGCAGCAACUUUACUAGUUAUGCCUGCUCAUCACCAUCGAGACGAGUUCUUCAAAUAGGUUGCUUGAGAUUAGUUCAAAUGGUUUGAGAUGGUGUUUGAAAGGACAAUAACUUAUGAGAAUGGUCCUUGUGAUUAACAUUAUUCUGUGAUUGGAGUCCAAUGAUGUAUUUUCAGCUUGUUAUGAUCAAGAUGUAUGUUUGAAAGAUUUAAGAACUUGGCUCUUACCUUGUA
Messenger RNA from Nicotiana attenuata, 2648 nucleotides. RefSeq lists its product as uncharacterized. The record is from RefSeq and is a predicted model, not a curated record. The coding region runs from base 615 to 1565 and encodes 316 amino acids. The transcript has 4 exons. Lineage: Eukaryota; Viridiplantae; Streptophyta; Magnoliopsida; Solanales; Solanaceae.